Messenger RNA from Hippopotamus amphibius kiboko, 2755 nucleotides. It is a transcript of the gene PRMT7, whose product is annotated as protein arginine methyltransferase 7. NCBI's taxonomy places the organism in Eukaryota, Metazoa, Chordata, Mammalia, Artiodactyla, Hippopotamidae. The record is from RefSeq and is a predicted model, not a curated record. The transcript is spliced from 21 exons. Gene Ontology annotation, biological process: peptidyl-arginine methylation. The coding region runs from base 225 to 2327 and encodes 700 amino acids. Gene Ontology annotation, molecular function: protein-arginine N-methyltransferase activity.
GUCGUGGAGCACUGUGGGAAUGCGCGGGGUGCGACGGAAGAGCUUUCCAAUUCUGCUUCCGGGCCCCGCCUCCGGCACGCUCAGCGAGCCCAGGGAGAUCCCGCCCUUGCACGCCUGCCGCGGCAAGAUGGCGGCGGUGGCGGAAAUUUCUGACAAUCAGACCUGUCUACAAGCAGCUGGCAAGGCUGCUUUUCUACGCUAAAACCGAGGAGCUGACUGGCACCAUGAAAGUCUUCUGCGGGCGGGCCAACCCGACCACGGGAUCUGUGGAGUGGCUGGAGGAGGAUGAGCAUUAUGAUUACCACCAGGAGAUUGCAAGGUCAUCCUAUGCUGAUAUGCUGCAUGACAAAGACAGGAAUAUAAAAUAUUACCAGGGUAUCCGGGCUGCCGUGAGCAGGGUGAAGGACAGAGGACAGAAGGCCUUGGUUCUUGACAUUGGCACUGGCACAGGACUCUUGUCAAUGAUGGCAGUCACAGCUGGUGCCGACUUCUGCUAUGCCAUUGAGGUUUUUAAGCCUAUGGCUGAUGCUGCUGUGAAGAUUGUGGAGAAAAAUGGCUUCAGUGAUAAGAUUAAGGUUAUCAACAAGCAUUCCACUGAGGUGACCAUAGGGCCAGAUGGUGACAUGUCAUGCCGUGCCAACAUUCUGAUCACGGAGCUGUUUGACACGGAACUGAUUGGGGAGGGAGCACUGCCCUCCUAUGAGCACGCACACAGGCAUCUUGUGCAGGAAAAUUGUGAGGCAGUGCCUCACAGAGCAACCGUCUACGCACAGCUGGUGGAGUCCAGGAGGAUGUGGUCAUGGAACAAGCUGUUUCCCAUCCGUGUUCAGACCAGCCUUGGAGAGCAGGUCAUUGUCCCCCCCUUGGAACUGGAGAGGUGCCCUGGUGCACCCUCUGUCUACGACAUUCAGCUGAACCAGGUGUCGCCCACUGACUUCACUGUCCUCAGCGACGUGCUGCCUAUGUUCAGUGUGGACUUCAGCAAGCAAGUCAGUAGCUCAGCAGCCUGCCAUAGCAGGCAGUUUGAACCUGUGGCAUCCGGUCGAGCUCAGGUGGUUCUCUCCUGGUGGGAUAUUGAAAUGGACCCUGAGGGGAAGAUCAAGUGCACCAUGGCCCCCUUCUGGGCACACUCGGACCCAGAGCAGCUCCAGUGGCGGGACCACUGGAUGCAGUGUGUGUACUUCCUGCCACAAGAGGAGCCCGUCGUCCAGGGCUCAGCCCUCUGCCUGGUAGCGCACCAUGAUGACUACUGUGUGUGGUACAGCCUCCAGAGGACCAGCCCCGAAAAGAACGGGAGAGUCCACCCAGCGCGCCCUGUGUGUGACUGCCAGGCUCACCUGCUCUGGAACCGGCCUCGGUUUGGAGAGAUCAACGAUCAGGACAGAACUGAUCAAUACGUCCAGGCCUUGAGGACGGUGCUGAAGCCAGACAGUGUCUGCCUGUGUGUCAGUGAUGGCAGUCUGCUCUCCAUGCUGGCCCAUCACCUUGGGGCAGAGCAGGUAUUUACGAUAGAGAAUUCAGCAGCUUCUCAUAGACUGAUGAAAAAAAUCUUCAAGGUUAACCACUUGGAAGAUAAAAUUAAUAUAAUAGAGAAACGGCCUGAAUUAUUAACACCUGCAGACUUGGAGGGUAAAAAGGUCUCUGUCCUCCUGGGUGAGCCGUUCUUCACCACCAGCCUGCUUCCAUGGCACAACCUGUACUUCUGGUAUGUGCGGACUGCUGUGGACAGGCACCUGGGGCCUGGCGCCGUGGUGAUGCCCCAGGCUGCCUCGCUGCACACGGUGGUUGUGGAGUUCAGGGACCUGUGGCGGAUCCGGAGCCCCUGUGGUGACUGUGAAGGCUUCGAUGUGCACAUCAUGGAUGACAUGAUUAAGCGUGCCCUGGACUUCAGGGAGAGCAAGGAGGCCGAGCCCCACCCGCUGUGGGAGUACCCAUGCCGCAGCCUGUCCGAGCCCCAGCAGAUCCUGACCUUUGAUUUUCGGCAGCCAGUCCCCACACAGUCUGUUCGUGCCGAGGGCACCAUCGAGCUGAGGAGACCUGGGAGGAGCCACGGGGCCGUCCUGUGGAUGGAAUACCACCUGACGCCGGACAGCACGGUCAGCACCGGCCUCCUGAAGCCUGCAGAGGACAAGGGGGACUGUUGCUGGAACCCCCACUGCAGGCAGGCCGUGUACUUCUUCAACACCACACUAGACCCCAGAGUGCCACCAGGUGGCCCCCAGACUGUCACCUACACCGUGGAGUUCCAGCCCUGCACUGGAGACGUCACGAUGGAUUUCACGCUCUCAGAUGCCCUGGACCGUGGCUCCUUGCUCCAGAUGUGGUGAGAAGCCGGCAUUGCUUUGGAGCUGAGGAGGGGCCAAGGAGCCCACCCUGCAGCGGUUUUGAAGUGCUCAAAGCUCUAAGGCUACAGUGUCCCUCCUGCCCAGCCUGGGAGCGGAGCCAGAGGUAAUGGCACCAAUCCACAUUUGUAAGGGUCUGGCCUCUGUGUGCAGCACCAGCAGGUGACCAAGACCAGCACCUGGACACCAGGCUGCCCUUCAGAGGACAGGGAGGAGGCUGUCCCAAAGCUGUUCCUCAGAUGCAGACCCAGGAAACCAGCCAUCAGAAGGGAGCCAGGAGCACCAGUAAAGGAAAACAAAACAAAACAAAACAAAAGCAAGACACCUCUCUUUUCAAAAUAUUUUAUCAGUUGUAAAGAUUGUUUUUCUUCUAGGGAAGCAUCGUCUGGAUAUAUAUUUGAUAAUGUUUUUAC